Ruditapes philippinarum (Manila clam) is the source of this 2107-nucleotide messenger RNA. Its product is annotated as serine/threonine-protein kinase haspin-like. Gene Ontology annotation, biological process: intracellular signal transduction; mitotic cell cycle; protein phosphorylation. Gene Ontology annotation, cellular component: cytoplasm; nucleus. Gene Ontology annotation, molecular function: ATP binding; histone H3T3 kinase activity. The transcript is spliced from 10 exons. Lineage: Eukaryota; Metazoa; Mollusca; Bivalvia; Venerida; Veneridae. The coding region runs from base 13 to 1974 and encodes 653 amino acids. The record is from RefSeq and is a predicted model, not a curated record.
GAAAAGAACGUAAUGAAACUGUCAGUUAAUUUCAGUGACUUUGAUAACCUUGUGGUGUCUGACUUUCCACCAGUUGAAAUUAGGAAUAAAGAUAGCAAUUUAUUGUCAGUGGAUACCAGUACCCCUUUAUCAAAGAGAACCAGGCACAAAGCAGUUUCAGUGACUGAAAACGCAAGUGAUGCUACAGAAAACAAAGUUGACAGAUAUGAGGAGGAGUAUGAAGAGGAAAAUGGAAGAGAAGAUGAUACAGAAGAAAGUGAGGAGGAUAGUAAGACUGAAGGUAAUUCAGAUGAUAGUGAAAAUGAACAGGACGAAAGUAACAAUUACUCAAGAGUUGGAGAUUUAAGUGCCAUACAUGAGCAUGUUUCAGAUGUUGAAUCAGGCUCUGAAUCAGAUAGUGGAAACUGUGACAUUGUUGAAUCUGAGAGUGAUGAAGAGGAAAAGGAAUGUGAUAGAAGAAUAACUAGACGAAUGGACAAAAGUUCAAAAUCAAAUCUAGAAAGAUUAUCAAUAAAUCAUAUAAAUCAAAGAAGGAAUACCAGAAUGACAAGAGUAAUACAAUGUCAUGAAGAUAUUAAUGACUUAGCAGAGCUUUUGGUAGAGUCACACAUCGAUUCUAGUGAAACUAAUGCAAUUUUGUAUCUUCAAAAUGAUGAAUUAGUUACUGAUGAUAAUCAGGAAGAGAUAGAAUAUGUGUCACGGUCAGAAUAUCACACUGCUCAUUCAUCAAGAUAUAGUGAUUAUCAUUCUGCAGAAUAUGAUGAUGCAGACGUUGAUGAUGGUAAUAAUGGUAGUGGCGAUGUAGGUGAUAAAGAUAAUGAUGAAGAGGUGGUAAAAGACCCUUCUACCCCAAUAAAUAACUACAGAUUGUGUGUUAAAUUCCAAGAACUGCAAAAUUCGUUCUCGGAACUUUUGACUCCCAAGAAGAGAAAGAGCAGUAAGGUAUCACUGUCAGCUCGAGCUAAAAUUCUCAUUCUCUGUGACCAGACAGAACCAAUAACCUUUACAACAGCUCUUACUAAGAAAAUGAUCUCAAAGUGUAGGAAGAUAGGAGAAGGGGUUUACGGUGAGGUUUUUAGAGCUAUCAACAGUAAUGGAGAUUCUAUUGCCUUCAAGAUCAUCCCUAUAGAAGGUGAUUUUGAAGUGAAUGAUGAAAAACAGAAAAAGUUUGCAGAAAUUCUACCUGAAGUUGUUAUAGCUAAGGAAUUAAGCAACUUACGUAACGGUAAGACCUCCAUGACAUCAAACUUCUGUGAAGUUAACAAUUUAUCAUGUGUUAAAGGAAGAUAUCCAGCCGAGUUACUGAAACAGUGGGACAUAUUUAAUAAAAAUAAAGGCUCCGAAAAUGACAGACCUGACGUAUUUCCAGAAAAGCAACUUUACAUUAUGUUGGAGUUUGAUGAUUGUGGAACUGAUUUAGAAUCUUAUAAGUUCACAACAAUCCAUCAAGCCAAAAGUGUUCUGACACAAGUAGGCUAUGCACUGGCAGUGGCAGAGGAGGCGCUCCAGUUCGAGCACCGGGAUCUUCACUGGGGUAACGUACUUGUUCGCCCCACAGACAAGGAAGAUAUUACCUUCAGAUUGAAGGGUAGACCAGUCGUAGUGUCGUCACAUGGGGUGGAAGCCUGUGUAAUAGACUUUUCUAUGUCACGACUGACCAAAGAUGGAUGUACAGUUUAUACAACAAUACCAGAUGAUGACACGCUAUUUGACGGAAAGGGUGAUUAUCAAUUUGAUGUUUACAGAGAGAUGAAGAAAGAAAAUAAAGGUAACUGGGAGAAGUUAAAUCCACAUUCUAACGUCUUAUGGCUACAUUAUCUGGCUGAUAAACUUGUGUAUCAUACGAAAUACCCAAGUCAUUCUAGUAGACAGGAACGUGAUGUGUUACGAGAAUUCCGGCAGUUUAUGUCAACUAUGAUAGACUACAGCAGUUCACUUGAAAUGACUGCAGACAGUUUGUUUAUGAACUCUUGAGACUGUGGCAUAAAUCAGUGUGAGAAAAGAGCAUGUUGUCAAAAUGUGCCAUAUGAAGAUAGGGACAAUAAGCGAAAAGUGUUACUUUAUUUUACAUGGUCUAUGAAAGAAAGUGAGUCCACUUCGUGAUAAA